AUGGACUUUCGCGUUGCACAAUAUGCUAGAAAUCCUGCCAGCAUAGGCAUCGACCCGCCUACUCACACCGCUGAUAUUGAACCUGUCAUGACCAUCUUCUCGGCUGUUUCUUCAACUGUUGCCGCCAUGACAGCUUCAAGUACUACGGCCACACCCACGUCUGCACCCGACUCACCACACGAUAGCCCAGAAGGUGAAUGCCAGCUCCUCGGCUCCUUUGCCCUGAUAGUUCAAGCGGCAUUGGGAGCCUUGGCUUUGCUGUCGCUGGUGUAUAAGCGGUACAGAGAGCGUCCGCAACGACCACUUAAGAUUUGGUUCUUCGACGUGUCCAAGCAAGUGUUUGGCUCUGUCCUGGUGCAUAUUGCCAACAUCUUCAUGUCUAUGCUUACAAGCGGCCGGUUUUCGAUAAAGCUAGAACCGGGCGCAGUGCAGGCACGGGGCGACGACCCCUACGUACCCAACCCUUGCUCAUUCUAUCUCCUCAACCUAGGUAUUGACACAACACUCGGUAUCCCUAUUCUUAUUAUUCUCCUGAAAAUCAUCACCGGCCUCGUGGCCUUGACACCGCUCGGCAAACCUUUCGAGUCCAUCCAAUCGGGAAACUACGGCAACCCCCCCAGCUCGUGGUGGUGGCUCAAGCAGUCCGUCAUCUACUUCUGCGGCCUCUUCGGCAUGAAGAUCUGCGUCCUCAUCAUCUUCAUUGUCAUGCCCUGGAUCUCCAAAGUCGGCGACUGGGCCCUCUCCUGGACCGAAGGCAACGAAAGACUCCAAAUAGCAUUCGUCAUGAUGAUCUUCCCGCUCAUCAUGAAUGCUCUGCAAUACUACAUCAUCGACUCGUUCAUCAAGAUGAAGGAACCAGAGCACGAACGCCUCCCUUCCGACGAGCCAGACCACGACAUCCCAAGAUACCGGGGCACUCGGUUACGCAGCCAAGCCGAAGGUAGCGAUGCAGACGACAACGACAGCGACUUUGAUAGCCGCAGCCGCCCGCUCCGGUCCAAGAACGGCCUUGAGAGCAAUGUACAGGAGGAAUAUGACCCCGAUGUGGAUGGGGACGCGCCCACCGUUAUAGGAAGUAGUUCUAGCCGGGGAAGGUUGGAUCGGGCCAAGGUAUCCACGGAGUUGUAUCCCAAGGAAUAA
Molecule: messenger RNA, 1140 nt
Organism: Metarhizium brunneum ARSEF 3297
Lineage: Eukaryota; Fungi; Ascomycota; Sordariomycetes; Hypocreales; Clavicipitaceae
Gene: STIMATE
Product: Store-operated calcium entry regulator STIMATE
Cellular component (GO): membrane
Source: RefSeq, a predicted model, not a curated record